AUGGCCGAUUACGAACGGAAGAUACUGGAUUACUACCAGCUUUCCACCGCAUAUCCGUCAGAAUGGCCUGCAGAGAAGGACAUGGCCGAGGGCUCCGAUGACGGGCAGGAUAGCAGGCAAGGAAGACGAAAGUCACGCUACGAAGUUCUCGAAACGGCUUUUGGGGGGGGGAGGAGCCCGGCCGAUGGGCAAGGUGGGCUCGGCAGUUUUGUGCAGAAAGACGAGCCAGAUCCACUGGGCACCUCGGAUAGCGUUGUGAGAUCGUUGAAACGGCUCGGUUUACCAGUGCAAGACGAUUCCAGAUUGAGGAACCGGUUCCUACUCUCCUCGACUGCCUUCUCUCCGGCACUGUUUCUGUCCCAGAUGCACUCGACAGCGGACACAAAGACCUUGCUGCAAGGCCUCGAUGUCCUCUCGCAGUCGAUUGAUGAAAAGUCGGCAUCGCUAAAGGUCCUUGUGGAAAGCAAUUUCGAACGCUUCGUCAAGGCCAAAGCCACCAUUGACAAUGUGUACAAAGAGAUGAAGUACCGUGGCAUUGAACCAGUCCAGCCACGAGCCGCCGCAAGACACUCGCAACACCCAAGUCGCACCAGCUUCAGCCGCAAGAGCAGCGGCAGCCACGCCCUCCUCAGCAACCCGUUGGCUCUCCUAAUGUCCGACAAUCGCAAGAAGAAUGCGUUGGUGAAGGAGAGCGAGUACGGUGUCAUGGGAAUCAAGGCACCAUUGCUAGACGUCUGCGCCAAGGCAGAAGACGUCUGGGGUCCAGCAUUGGGCGGUCGCGAGAAGGAGAAGCAUCUGCGCAACGUCUCGCGCCACCUGGAUGAGUCCAAGGACUGCGUGGAGCUCAGCGCCGUGGUGGCAGAUAGCAUCAAGAGGAAAGAUUACGAAUCCCUGGUGGACGGCUACAACAGGGCACGGAGGUUCGCAGACGAAGCCAGGCGGCUGCCGACAAGCCUUGACGGGCAAUCUCUGGAUGAUUCGCAGCUGUUCAAGCUCGUGCUUGUGGCAAGAAUGUGGAACGACGUCGACCAGCAAAUACAAGCGUUCAAAAAGGAGGUUUGGAAGAAACUAGCACUUACCCAUUCUUCCUCAUCGAGAACGGAGAACCUUGGAGGAAGACAGCAGGAUCAACACAUGGAGCUGAUUGGUCUGCUGCUCGAGUUGGGCGUGGACGAAAAUCCCAUUGGCGUGUGGUUGCUGAGCAAACACGAUCACUUGAAGACCAAGAUACAGGCCACUGCCGAUCGCUGCAGGGUUGAGAUUGAAGUUCUCCGACGCCGGCUCGCUGACGGCGAGAAACCCGAGCCUCACGUUCUUGCAUCGUAUCUACGAACACUGGGUCGCCAGCCCAUCGAAGGGAAGGCUUCCUCGUCAGAUUCUGGGCAAGUCAUCGAACUAUGGGACAAGAUGCACUCCUUCCUGAGCAGCCUCCUCUCGCCCCAGGGAAUCCUAGGAGAGCUGCUAGAAUUCUGGCAAACCUCCCAGGAAUUCAUAGACGGCAAUACCCAGCGGUCGCUUCCUCUAGGCCACAACGGCGAAUCGAAGAGCCACCAUCAACUUUCCUCCCAGACCGAGCAAGAUCUGAAACGGGGCAUUGUUGGGCUGGUCGAGCUUUUGCGGGAGCAAGUUCACGCCUUCUUCGUCGAGCUGCCUCCGGAGGACAUCUCGCUGCUGUUCUCGCCGUUACCGCUGUCGCCCAACUCUCCGGCCGUGGCAAGCAGCGUCUCUGGCUCGCUGACGCCCACAGCACUUCGAGAUCCCAGAUUCAACUUUGACCCCAACAACCCGCCGCCACUGUCUCCCACGCGGGGCGAGUCGUGGGAAAAGCUGGCUUUUUGGCCGCCGUGGUCCAAUUCCAUCAGUGGCGUGGAGUACUUGGCCAAGAUGCUGACUCUGGUGGGAUCAGGUGCCUCCGAGAUGGCCAGCCUCGGCCCCGUCGCGUCGAAUGGCCCUCGAGUCAUUGAGCAACUCAAGUCUCUGGUGGGGAUGUCGAGGGAGCGCUGCGUGGUCGCCCUGUGCGCAGCGUGGAAUCGCGACGCCGAGAGCAUCAAGUUCGUCGAGGACUGGCAGCGCCCAGCUGACUCGGGCGACGUCACGCGCAUGCCCGCCAUCUUCGCGGCUUUUGAAGGGGCUCUUCUCUCGGGAAUGCAAAAGAUUCUGUACAUCACGCACGCGGUGGAAAAGCCCGACGCGGCCAACAUUGUGCUUCCCCCGCCCACCAAGCUGCUGCAAAUGGUCCGCAGCCAGUACGUCACCACAUUGUAUAAGGCCCUGAGCGGCAUGGUUGAGAACGCGGAGCGGUCCCUCAAGAAGAAUAAUGACGACUGGGCCAUCUCACGAGAAGUCGUCCGCACUUUUGUUCCAAGCUCCGCCACGCGCAAGAGCAUGCUUGAUGCAGGUGAUCGGAACAUUCGCAUGUUAUUAACCCUCAGCAACCUGCAAGCCCUCCGUUCCAAGGUCGUCCCCAGCCUGAACUCGCAAUUCGAAAAUGCCUUUUCCGUCAAACUGACGGAGGAAUCCAAGACCAUCCGCGACGUCCUCGGCCAGAUCGACGCGCGCCUCUUCCAAUCCUACACCAAGCAGUCCAUAGAGAAGCUGCGGGCCAUCAUCCAAGCCGGUCUCUUCGCCAGCGACUGGGUGCCAGAAGCCGGCUCGCGCCCGACCGCCGCAAAACCAUACGUCUACGAGGCGCUCCUCGCCCUUGUUCUUGUCCACUCGCAGCUGACCACCACGGCUCCGUCGCUCACGCCCCAGGUCCUCUCGUUCUUGCUGGAACAGACGUCCCUGCAGCUGCUCGACGCGUUCCGCCACCGUCCGCGCUACUCCCUCGAGGCACUCAUGCAGGCCACGCUCGACGUGGAAUUUAUCGCCCAGACCCUCAGCCACUACACCACCGACAGAGCGUCGGAGCUGCAGAGCCAAAUCUACCAGGAACUGGACGGUAGGACGGACAACGACGCUCGCGCCCGGCUGCAGAGCGAGUUGCCCGAGAUGCGGAGCGUGCUGAAGAAGUUGCGCGAGGCGAGCAAGAAUGAGUUUGCGUGUUUCAAAAGGCCCAAGCGGCCGGGACAGCCGGUUCCUAAAGCUGACACCGGUGCGGGCUCCAAGUAG
Ustilaginoidea virens is the source of this 3111-nucleotide messenger RNA. RefSeq lists its product as uncharacterized. The transcript has 3 exons. The record is from RefSeq and is a predicted model, not a curated record. Gene Ontology annotation, cellular component: exocyst. The coding region runs from base 1 to 3111 and encodes 1036 amino acids. Gene Ontology annotation, biological process: exocytosis; Golgi to plasma membrane transport. Lineage: Eukaryota; Fungi; Ascomycota; Sordariomycetes; Hypocreales; Clavicipitaceae.